Messenger RNA from Eremomyces bilateralis CBS 781.70, 726 nucleotides. RefSeq lists its product as uncharacterized. NCBI's taxonomy places the organism in Eukaryota, Fungi, Ascomycota, Dothideomycetes, Eremomycetales, Eremomycetaceae. The transcript is spliced from 3 exons. The coding region runs from base 1 to 726 and encodes 241 amino acids. The record is from RefSeq and is a predicted model, not a curated record.
AUGGUCUCCACGCGCAACCACCCCCGCCAAUUUCCCCCCCCCAACCUCUCCGCUUCCCCCACGUCCUCCCCCUCCAAAUCCAACGCCCUCACCACCUCCUCCAAGGCGCGAAAAUCCGGCGUCUGGGCGCACCAGCCGCCCUUCCUCGCCGUCCUCUGGCUGCUGGUCUCCGUGCCGAUCGUCAUCUGGGACACCGGGUACAUGCUGGGGCGGCCGUACACGAUGCCUGGCGGCGCGUGGCACGCGCCCAUCUGGUCCCCAUACACGCUGUAUGCGACGGUGGAUUACAUCUAUGGGUUUCCGGCGUGGGAGGAGCACAAUGGGUUUUCGGGAGCGCAGAGCUCGAUGAAUGUGGUGGAGACGCUGGGGUAUAUCGUGUAUCUGGUAUAUCUGUUUCGGUUGACGGAGUCGGCGGGGAGGUCGAGGAAGGGGGCGGUGGGGGUGCUGGAGCGGUUGCAGACGCUCAGGGUGGGGGGGAGAGCGGGAGGGGGGUUGGUGCUCUUGGCUCUCUGCACCAGCGUCAUGACGUUGAGCAAGUCGGUGCUAUAUUGGCUGAACGAGUAUUUUUCGGGCUACCGCAACGUCGGUCACAAUGACACGGCCACCCUGUUCUUCAUCUGGGCCAUUCCAAAUGGCCUUUGGCUGAUUUUCCCAACGUACAUGACCUACGUGUUCUCCGUUGAGGCGCUCCGGGCAUUCGAUGCGACAUCACCAAAGAAAGAUUAA